Messenger RNA from Ochotona princeps (American pika), 2716 nucleotides. It is a transcript of the gene LDLRAP1, whose product is annotated as low density lipoprotein receptor adaptor protein 1. The coding region runs from base 81 to 1010 and encodes 309 amino acids. Gene Ontology annotation, cellular component: early endosome. Lineage: Eukaryota; Metazoa; Chordata; Mammalia; Lagomorpha; Ochotonidae. The transcript has 9 exons. The record is from RefSeq and is a predicted model, not a curated record.
CCGCCGCCGCCUGGGCCAGCACAAAGUUUUUCCUGGCGGAGUUUUGGCGGCGGCAGCGGCGGCGGCACGCGGAACGGGCCAUGGACGCUCUCAAGUCUGCGGGGCGGGCACUGAUCCGGAGCCCCAGCCUGGCCAAGCAGAGCUGGGGGGGCGGCGGCCGGCACCGCAAGCUGCCCGAGAACUGGACGGACACACGGGAGACGCUGCUGGAGGGCAUGCUGUUCAGCCUCAAGUACCUGGGCAUGACCCUGGUGGAGCAGCCCAAGGGGGAGGAGCUGUCAGCCGCUGCUGUCAAGAGGAUUGUGGCCACGGCCAAGGCCAGUGGGAAGAAGCUGCAGAAAGUGACUCUCAAGGUAUCGCCUCGGGGCAUCAUCCUGACUGACCACCUCACUGAUCAGCUCAUUGAGAACGUAUCCAUUUACAGGAUCUCCUACUGCACGGCAGACAAGGUGCACGACAAAGUGUUUGCAUACAUCGUCCAAAGCCAACACAGCGAGAACCUUGAGUGCCAUGCCUUCCUCUGCACCAAGCGUAAGAUGGCGCAGGCUGUCACCCUGACUGUAGCCCAGGCCUUCAAAGUCGCCUUCGAGUUUUGGCAGGUGUCUAAGGAAGAGAAAGAGAAGAGGGAGAAAGCCAGCCAGGAGGUGGCAGACAUCCUGGGGGCACGCCGGGAGAGCGCCCCCUCAUCGCUGAAGAACCCGGUUGCCACUGGAAACCUGCUGGACUUAGAAGAGACGACCAAAGCCCCGCUGUCCACAGUCAGCGCCAACACCGUGCAUGCAGGUGACGCUCCGCGGCCUCAGGCCUUGAGCAGCAGUGGUGUUGUCUGGGAACUGGAUGACGGCCUGGACGAAGCAUUCUCAAGGCUGGCCCAGUCACGGACAAAUCCUCAGGUGCUGGACACCGGCUUGACAGCACAGGACGUCCACUAUGCUCAGUGCCUGUCACCUGUUGACUGGGACAAGCCUGACAGCAGCGGCCCCGAGCAGGACGAUGUCUUCACUUUCUGAGAGCCCCGGGCCAGGAGGACAUGACCAGCCCUAAACACAUGAUGGACCAAAGCUGCCACGGCAGGGGAGUCAGCUCUGAUGCCAGCCAGCCCAGCCCCUCCAGUCCACGGCACCAGCAGCCCGUGGAUCAAAGCCACAGCCAGCCAAGUGGAGGGAGAGAGUUUUUUUUAACCUGUUCUUGCUGUCAGAACUGAGAGAUGCCUGGAAUAUUUAUUCAGUGACUCGCGGUUUGUGCUGGGAAGCCGGUUUUGCAUCAGGCAUGGCUGCCACUGUUCCCUCACAGUGCAGGGACCAGUCCACUCUGCCCGAGCAGGCCACCCUAAUCAGGGUGUCAGGACUAUGACCAAAGCAUUCCUUGUCCCCUCUCUUCUUUCCAGGGACCUGAAUUUCCCUGGAGGUUGGGUUCUCAUCAUCUUUGGGGCACGGGAGUACACCCCCAGCCUCUACAGAGAGCUGGGACUCCCCUUGCUCCCAGGGCCCUUGCAGAUAGAGGGACAGCCCCCCGACCAAAGAUGGCCCCCCAGCCCAGCACUUUAAAAGUACGCAUGGUGCUUGCACCCAGGGCUGCCCUGUGGAACUGGGUUGAACAGAGCUUUUCUUCCUGCCCUGCCUCUGGGAGAGGGGCCCCUUGCUCAGGGCCCUGGGACUCAGUCUACCCAGUUGCCUGGCUGCCCAGCAGCCCUGGCAGGAUGCCGGUCACUGCCUUCCCAUUUCACAUGGAUGAAGCUGCACCUCCUUCUCUCGUGUCUGUCAUGUCCGAGAUCCCUCCCUGGGUCCAAGUGUGAAACCUCACACCUGCCUGCCUCCAGAGGGACCUCUGGCCUGUUUUACAGGUGAGGAAACUGAGGCUGCAUGGAUGGAAGGGGUCAGGAGUCGAGCCUCAAGCUGACGCCACAGCUGCCUCUUCCCACUGCCACUGCCGCCUCUCCCUGCUCACACCACCUUUUUCUUCCCUCCCUUUUUCUUUUCUAGCUUUGUUGUCCUCCCGGGAACCAAAAAACCCCAGCUAUUUUCUGACCAAAAUGUGUUUCAUAACAGACCAUCUGGUGCCUUUCCACUCAAAACUGGCAGGAGCCUGUGUGCCCGGCGAGCCGUCUCGCGCUGAUUGCCGUGGCAGUGCAAGUGUCUAAAGUCAGCUAACCCAGAGGGUGAAACAAAAUCCAACCCUACACGCAAUGCACAGUUCUCUUUCCUAUUGCCACCACCCCGGCUCGGGCACACUGGCGGCCAUCUGCCCCCUGGAACCUUUCUUCCUGGUCUCCUCUCUGACCCCGGGCACUGCUGGGAGCCCCGUUUCCAUCCUGUGGCGCUUCCCAGUGGCCUGGCCUGUGGGAGCAGUUGAUAGCAGCCCCAGGGGAAGCAGAGUUUGGGAGAAUCUACUUCUGUUGAGUGGAGUGUGCAAUGGCACACAGGCUGGUGACUUGUGGACCCGCCCCAGCUCCUCGGACCCAGCUCCCAUGCUGACCUCUCAGAAGCCGCCUUUGUGUUUACUGUGAGGAUGCAGAGAUUGUUGAGAACCUGGCCAUCUUGGGCACGAGGGGCCCUAAGGAAAAUGGCAGGCUCACGCAGGCCACCUAGGACCUUCAGCCCAGUCUCCUGCCACUGCCGCCCGCGUGAGUGCAAGCACGUCUUAUGCUUUUCUCUGCUAUGCUGUAAAGGAAGUCCUAAUGAGGACAAAACCAAAUAAUAAACAUUCUGUUUUAGAA